AUGCGCGCUUCGGGAUGGACAAUCUUAUCAGCUAUCCUUAUUUUGCUUAUUGGCCUUCCCUUGGUUCGCAAAUUGCCUGACGCGGGUACCUUCCCCUCAACAUUAUCGAUAUUUUUUGGUGGGGUCUUUUUCCUCCCACUGUGUCGACGUCUUCUUUCUCGCAUCUCUCGCAUUGGAGCUUCAGAGCCACAUCAUGGUUCGAGUAGCUCUGUAUAUGGCCUUGAUCAUGGCAGGUUGAAUCUGACACUCCCGCCCCCGAUGUGGAUGAAUAUGGGGUAUUGGCAUAGCAACCAUGCAGGAUAUAUACCAAAAACCCUACCAGCCGCCAGCAUUGCACUGCUUGAGGAAGUCUUCAAAACUGCUGGGUUCCCCCUUCUGCAGGAAGUUGCCCAUCAGCGGAUGCCCACCCGAAUCCUGAUUGACCUUGGCUUUGGAUGCGGAGACCAAACACUUUAUCUCAUGGACGACUUUCCCGUUCAACACCCAGAUAAAAGGCCCCAGAAUCAACGACUCUAUGUACCGCACUUCGAAUCUUACAUUGGAAUUACCGUCGAUUCGAAGCAGUUUCAAUUCGCAGAACAGCGUAUCAAGAAAUUCCGACCCAGCGCUAAAGUUGACGGAAAACAGAAGGUUAGACUUCUGUGUGCAGAUGCAGCAAAACCACAUCAAUGGGAUGAUGGGCUUGUAAAGGAGGUUUGCUGGGUGGCGGGUCAGGCAGAUGAGCCCUGCGUUCUUGCACUCGACACUCUCUACCACUUUUCUCCUUCUCGUUGGCCGAUCAUAGAUUACGCCUCGAAUUGUCUUCACGCAACAUUUAUGGCUUUCGAUAUCUGUCUUGCGAGCCGUGUUUCUUUCCCCAACAAGAUCCUUCUUCGCAUUAUUACCUCGCUGAUGGGAGCACCUUGGGCCAACUUCGUUACCGCAGAAGAGUACCGGGUGAAACUAGAGAAAGUCGGUUACAAAGAUAUCACCAUCAGAGAUAUUUCCGAUUACGUGUUCGAACCACUGGCUUGUUUCCUGGAAGACCAGGACCGGAGAUUGCGAGUCAUAGGUUUUGACCUGGGCGCGUUUCAUGUCGCAAAAUGGAUGUUCAAGUGGUGGGGCACGACUCGAGUUGUAAGAGGAGUUAUUGUCGUUGCAAAAAAGUAAG
Messenger RNA from Lindgomyces ingoldianus, 1150 nucleotides. RefSeq lists its product as uncharacterized. The transcript has 2 exons. The record is from RefSeq and is a predicted model, not a curated record. NCBI's taxonomy places the organism in Eukaryota, Fungi, Ascomycota, Dothideomycetes, Pleosporales, Lindgomycetaceae. Bases 1 to 1149 code for a protein of 382 amino acids.